AUGGCUAAGCCCAGUUUUGAUGUCAAGACGGCCAUCGCCUUGUUGCCCGUCAUGACGGGGCAGGAGGAUACCACUAAACAAUUAAUAGACGGUAUCCUAAUGUACAGUUCCAUUAUUAAUAGCGAAACUCAACAGGUUUUAAUAGACUUCGUCCUAAAAACAAGACUUUCAUCUAGCGCUAAGCUCAGAUUAAAGACGUCAUAUAGUAGCGUAGAAUUACUUGUCACGGAUAUGCGCACAUUUUUACUACCUAAAAAAUCGUCCGAAUCGAUUCAGGCUCAACUAUACAGAGCUAGGCAAGGUAGGAGAACUAUAGAGGCAUUCGGAGCCGAGAUCGAGGAUCUUUUCGUCAACCUGACCAUAUCUCAGGCCGACGGUAACGAUAGCAGGUACGAUAUACUUCGUCCGCUGAACGAGAAAUCAGCCAUUAAACGGUUUGCAGACGGUCUAGCAGACCCAAAAUUAAGCACAAUAAUAUCAUCUAGGCAAUUUACGUCAUUGCCCGAAGCAAUCAGGACGGCCAUUGACGAGCACAGCUCAUCACCACAACAGGAUCAUGUCCUACAUUAUGGACGGGGUCCUCGCGACAAGCUUACCACAACAAACUUGCUGGAGCACAAAAUUAACUUAAAAGAAAAUGCAAGCCCAGUAUACGUAAAACCUUACAGGAUACCACAUGCCUUACGCAAAGAAAUUCAAACGCAGAUCCAAGAUAUGCUAGAUAACGACAUAAUAGAAGAGACUACUUCCGAGUGGUCCAGCCCAGUUUUGCUUGUUCCUAAAAAGAGUGAUAAGUUAGGAGAAAAGAAAUGGAGAUUGGUUGUCGACUACAGGUUAUUACCAACUAGCUUUAGACAAGGAAUCCCGGAAAUACACCGCGUUUACUACCGAUAA
Molecule: messenger RNA, 894 nt
Organism: Cydia splendana
Lineage: Eukaryota; Metazoa; Arthropoda; Insecta; Lepidoptera; Tortricidae
Exons: 3
Coding region: 1-894 (297 amino acids)
Source: RefSeq, a predicted model, not a curated record